This is a messenger RNA of Columba livia (rock pigeon), 4234 nucleotides long. Its product is annotated as leukocyte elastase inhibitor. NCBI's taxonomy places the organism in Eukaryota, Metazoa, Chordata, Aves, Columbiformes, Columbidae. Gene Ontology annotation, molecular function: serine-type endopeptidase inhibitor activity. The transcript has 8 exons. Gene Ontology annotation, biological process: negative regulation of endopeptidase activity. The coding region runs from base 271 to 1470 and encodes 399 amino acids. The record is from RefSeq and is a predicted model, not a curated record.
CUUCUUUCACCACUUCUUUUAGAAAGAAAAAGCCAGAAGAGACUGUAUCGUGUCACUUGCUUUGCUGCAGGACAUGAAAAGCUGUUUUCCUGUUGAUCUGUCUGUUGGCUCUUGAUUUCCUUGAGCACACUCCUUGUUCAGAAAUAAAGUGAACAGGGAGCCAGACUACACAGCGGCCUGUUUUGAUUUAAGACAGGGCAGGGCACCACCCUCCAUUAGUGAAGAAGCUACCAGAGUCAGCUCUUCUCAAGAAAAGGACUUGGCCACCCUAUGAUGUGCUCCCUCAGUGCAGCAAAUGCCAGCUUCUGCCUGGACUUCUUCAAAGAGCUGAGCAAAGUGAAAAGAAAUGAAAAUAUCGUCUUCUCUCCACUGAGCAUCUCAGUUUCCCUGAGCAUGGUCCAGCUGGGCGCCAGAGGCAACACAGCUGAAGAGAUGAAAAAGGUGCUUCAUAUUCAUGAGGUGCUGAGCACAGCAAGUCCAGGAACCAAGGGCACUACUGGAAAGUGUGAAGAAGCCGGAGGAGCCCAUUCUCAGUUCCAGGAGCUUCUGUCUGCCCUCAGCAAAUCUGGUUCCUCAUGUUCCCUCAGCAUUGCCAAUAGGCUCUUUGGAGAAUUAACUUUUCAGUUCCUUCAGCAAUACUUGGACUCCACAAGGGCCCUGUACCAAGUGGAGCUGAAAGCAGUGAACUUCUUUAACGCUCCUGAAAAGUCCAGAAGGAAGAUUAAUUCCUGGGUGAAAAAACAAACUGGUGGGAAAAUUAAAGACAUGUUCCCUCCUGGCUCUAUCAAUUGCACAACGACACUAGCUCUGGUCAACGCUAUCCACUUCAAAGGACAAUGGGCUACAAAAUUUAAGGAGAAAAACACCAGGAAAAUGCCUUUCAGGCUGAACAAGAGAGAGCACAGGAAUGUACUGAUGAUGCAUCAGACAGGAGAAUAUAAAUUAGCCAGGAGACAAGAAGACCAAAUGACAGUGCUGGAGCUCCCGUACACUGGAAAAGAGUUCAGCAUGUUCAUUCUUCUGCCAGAAAACAUCUGUGAUGAGUCGACUGGCCUUGAACAGCUAGAGACUGCUGUCACCUAUGAGAAAUUAGCAGAGUGGACCAACAUGGAGAACACGUAUCUGCAAGAAAUCACAAUAUACUUGCCCCAGUUCAGACUGGAGGGAAGCUAUGAGCUCAGACCAGUACUGGAAGCUCUGGGGAUGAGGGAUGCCUUCAAUGUUGAACAUGCUGAUUUCUCUGGGCUGUCAAGAAAUCCUGAGCUGUUUCUUUCUGAGGCCAUUCACAAGUCCUUUCUGGAAGUUAAUGAAGAAGGCACUGAGGCAGCUGCUGCUACAGGGUGGUUAGUUGUAGCUGGGUCAUGCAGCAGCAUUCCUUAUGAGUUCAGAGCUGACCACCCAUUCCUCUUCUUGAUCAAACACAAUCCAAGCAAGAACAUUCUCUUCUUUGGCCGAUGUUGUUCCCCCUAACGGUAGAGUUUGUUCUAUUUCUUUCUUCCCAAAGGGAGAACAAUACUAUGGUAGAAAGGAGUAGGGCAUAAACAACAUGUUGCUAUUUAGUGUCACCAGCAUUUCCUGAUAUCCAUAAUCUUGAUCCCAAGAAAAAACACCAAGCUACUUCGGCAAGACUACUGGAAAAAAUACAGUGGGCCUUUCCUCUUUAGAGCUCUUCUCAAACAAGAGAACAAUGCUAAUUUAUCUUAUUUCAUUCUUUAGCCACGAAAACUCUCAUUGGCAUAGUGUUGUCUAAACAGGUGGUUAAAUGCUGUGUAAAUAAGAAGUCUAAAAAGAUGCCUUCCCUUUUCAGCUAUAUGGCAAGGCUGGUCAUGGGGCCAACCUCCAAAAGGUGUUGCAGACCUUCCUCCUCAGCCAACAGGUCCCAAGCCAGAAACAGCUCAGUGCUUAACCCCCUGCUUUUAUAUUACAUGUCUCCAGCAACCCCAUCUCCAGUGCUUUCAAACCACCAUGAGGGGAGGCUCUUGGCUGCCAUGAUAGCAGUGAAACCCACAGGUCAUGUUAAUGUCCGGAAUGCAGCUCUACACAGAAGCUGGGCAUAGAGAUAUGUAGCUGCACUUGUCCCUUACUCUUCUCCUCAGGUACCCUCUCCAACCAUCCCCUUUGGGAAGGACCUCUGAAGCGACAAGAGCCCUUCCUACUGGGGUAGAGACAUAAAAGACAUACAAGGUAUCCCUGGGCAGAGGGAGCUCAUUUUCCCAUUCAGCACAGGUGAGAGAAGUCCUGCUUCUCUCUGGUGGGCCCUGGGUGUUUACAGUCUUUGCCUGGCUGUGAUUUGGAAGUGAACCUUUGCAGGAUGAUGCUGUACCUCUCAAGAGAGUGCAGGCUCAUCAGUGUUGUAUCGUAAGGGGUGCCUAAGAGCACCAGAGCAGUCCCAUUUCCCUGCUAUGCAAGUCCAAACCACGGACACCUUCACAAUGAUGCCACCUGUCUGUCUGACAAAGCCAGGGCAGGUUUCAGGGGGAAUUGAAAAGCCCCGCAGUGAUGUGUUGCCUGACCACAAAAAGUUGGCUGCACCUCCUUUGUCCUCAGCUGUGCCAUGCUUGUGUGUUGUCUCUGGGGAAAGCUGAGUAUUGUUUUCUUGCCUUUUUUCUCUACUGCUGCAAGUGUCAUGUGUAGACAUGUGGUCUGACACGUUGUGUGCCAUGAGUGUGUGUGGUUUUCCAAAGCUUGACAAAUUUACAACAAUGAACUAUAGCUUCGAAGUAAUUUUUGUUAUAAUAGUCCUGUUUAACUAUAAUAGUUUCCUGAACCAUAUAGUGUGGUAUCAAUAAAGUUAUUCAAAGCAUUUAAUUGGUCUGGCUUUUUGAAUCCUGAUUUGAAAGAUGCCUUAGGUACUCAAUACUUUUGAAUAUCUUGCCACAUGUCUUGUCUCUUGCCUGUUGUAUUUCAUACAUUAACUAUAAUCAUCAUGAGGUAUAAUGUACCACCACCAGGAACUUAAAUGUCACCUACAUACAUUUGUCUGCCUUGCCAUUCUAAAAAUAAUAACAGACGUAGAAGGUGGGAUGUAUUUUUUUAGUAUCACUGGGAAACAUUUCAAAGAAAACUCUUCCCUAAAGCUCUGGUGUUUGACAUGUGCCUGAAAAAUCACACUCCUUCAAGACCAUAAGAUGUCUGGUCUUGGAGGAAAACUGGUCCAGGUCUACAAUCUCUCAUCCUUCCAGUUCUACAGCCCUCAGCCUGACGAGUGGGAAAUUAUCUUACUAAACAAUAGAAAGAUGACCACUGAGGGGAAAGGCUUUCUCAAUCCAGAAUUUCAUAAUGAAUGAAAGUGUCUCUAAAAUACUAUGUCCUCCAAAUAAUAUUUUCAGAAUAUAUUGAUGCAAUCAUCUCUUACCUGUACUGAGGUGCACUGAGUGUGUCUUGGAUAGAGUUACUUUCUUCAUGGCAGCCUGUAUGGUGGUCUUUUGGAUUUCUGGCUAACCCAGCAUUGAUAACGCUAAUGUUUUGGAACAGUAACGCUAAUGUUGCGGAACAGUGCCCAAACAGCAUUGAGGCUCUCUCUUUUCCCACUCUGUACCUGUCCUCAGCAAUUAAGUUGGGGGUGGACAAGAAGCUGGGAGGGGACACAGCCAGGACAACUGACCUGAAUUGGCCAAAGGGAUAGUCUAUGCCAUAUUCCAACUGAAAUGAUUCUGUGGUUCUAUAACAUCAUGUCAAUAAUAGAAACUGAGGUAGAGGAAAAAAGGGUGAUUUUUUUCUUUCCUGCUUCAGAGGUGUUUGUUGGUCAGAGACUGGCUGGGCAUUGGCUGCUUGUGUGAGUUGCUGAGUGAUUGGUUUUGCACUGCUUGUUUUUUUUUCCUCUUUCUUCUACCUAUGAAACUGCCUUUAUCUCAACUAACUUUUUUUCCCCGUUUGCUCUUCCUUUUCUCUCCCCCAUCCCUCCAGGGGUGGAGGGAAGAAAGCAAUUGUCUGUGUGGGCACUUGGCUGCUGGCUGGGUUCAACCCACAACACAGGAUUUAGCUGCAGUUUGCUAAAUGUGGUAAUACAAAAGGAAGUAUCUUAAAAUAAAAACAUAUGGCAGUCUUGUUCUGUUUUGUUUUUCUUGUGUGGUAUUCAUAUUCAUAGGUUUCAAUAUUGAUUGUAUUAUACAGAUUGAAAUAGUGAGCAGAGUGUUUUUCAUGUCAAAAUCUACUUCAGGUAAGGCCUCGAGUCAUUAGAUUUGUCUUUUCUGAUUGUCAGUGAUAAGAAUUGUUGUCUAGGUAGAUUUGUGCA